Molecule: messenger RNA, 2122 nt
Organism: Strongylocentrotus purpuratus (purple sea urchin)
Lineage: Eukaryota; Metazoa; Echinodermata; Echinoidea; Camarodonta; Strongylocentrotidae
Gene: natd1
Product: protein NATD1
Exons: 3
Coding region: 65-451 (128 amino acids)
Source: RefSeq, a predicted model, not a curated record
AAUAGCUGCGAUUGAGUCUAGGUUCUAACCGCACGUGAAUUACCCUACAAACAUAAUUUUUGACAUGUUCACUGCGAGAAGUAUUUGCCGUCUUGUCUCUUUUCAGCAAAUUAGACAGCUGAAUGUCACAGGAGGAAUGGCAUCUUCCAAGAAAAAUGAUCUAGAAGUGAAUCACAGCUUAGAUAGACAGGAGUUUUUCAUCGAACUCGAUCCGCCAGACAGAGGAGUACUGGACUAUGAUCUGCUAUCUGAUGGGACGGUUGAUAUGCAUCAUACAGGGGUUCCAACGUCUUACAGAGGGAGGGGCAUUGCUGGCCAGCUGGCAAAGGCAGCCUUCUCUCACUUCACUUCAGAGCGUACCAAGAUGCUAUUAACCUGCACCUAUCUACAGAAGUACUACAAGGAUCAUCCUGAUGCCAGCCCUCCGGACCUUAUUACUCUACCAAGCUAGCCCUCUCAAGCUAGCACUACCGGAGAUGAGAAGAGAAGUGGUACAGAAACAGAGGUCAGCAAUGAGAUAAUGAAUCAAUAUAGAGUGCAGAGCUUUGGAGGACAGAAAUCUGAAAAGUGAUUAAAAAGAUUAUGCAAUCAAAAGAAGAGUGAUUGCAUCUCAGGGAAUAUUAUAUAAAAUUGAUGGUCAAAGAAAAGAAGAUAUAAAUACGAAAAGCGAAUGAAAUGGUCAGGUUUACAGAGACAGGGUAUAUUUAUUGUCCCAUGAUUUGAGGUGAAUCAGCUGUUUCAGUAAUAAGAAAUGACCAAUGAUUAUUUGAAAGGCAAUCGUGAAAUAACAUGAAUGUUUUAGACAUGUGGUGGUAAGCACAAACACUUUGGAUGGUUUUAUUAUAUAAGACCAAUCACAAUAUUUAAAAUAAAAGAGCUAUUUUAUAAAGUCAAUUAAUGAUAAUAAAUAGGAACAAAAUGGAAACUUAUAGUUAAGUUAUGAGAGGUUUUUAAAGAGCCAUAAAAGAGCCAGCUGAAUAUCUUUUGUUAUACAGUAUUACUGUGUAUUACAAUGUGAUUCUUCAGGAAACGAUGCCAAGUAUAUUUUACAUUUUCAACAAUGUUAUUUUGAACAACUCUUUAAAAUAUUUCACUUCAACAAGACAUGCAACUGAUGCAAGCAGUGACAUUCUUCACUCAUUUUUAUGGUAAAUAAUUGUUUACUCAUGAUUUUUUGCUGACGUUUCUAAUUCAUGAACUGUUAUCAUAAUAUCUUUGUAAAUGUAAGUAUAGAAAUUGUGUAUCACUGACAAUCAAAGUUAAGCCUUUUGUAUUCCUAAAAAAUAACCAGUUGGCCAGUAUUAUACCUUAUCAUUUUCAACCAUCAAACUAUUGAUACCUGAUCAAAACACCAAACUUAAAGACUGAGUGUUGUGAAAUCUUUUGAUGAUUGUUUGAUAUACAGUUCAGAGUUGGAUUAAAGUGGAAAGGAAAGCCUGCAGAAUUAAUACAAACAAUUUGGAAACAAGGAAACUUGAAUUAAUUCACUGCAAAAUUAAUUAAAUGAAUCGUAUAUACUGUACCAGCAAAAGGCCCUUUUCAUUGGCAAUAUCUUUAUUUCCAGUAACUUUAUAUUAAGAAUUGUGCAGACUGCAGAGUGUGUGUUAAGAAAGGGAAAAGUAAAAUAUUCCUAUUUAUUACCAUAUAUAUGCAUGUGUUAUGUGUGUGAAAAUAUGUUUUUAGAUCGGUAUACAUCAAACAUUUUCUGUCCUUUUCAAAAUUGUUAUUGGAAUGGCACUAAAACUGGGGGAAAAUAUUGAAAUGUACAUGAUGUAGCACACGUUGCAUUGAUAAAAUUACAGGUUGUCAAUUGGGAAAUUCAUGUUUUUUAAAUUAUGUUGAGAGAAAUGAGUGAGAAAGAUGCAACAGAUUAUUGAAAUACCUUUAUAAAAGCUUUGUGAUCUUUAAAAUGUAAUAAAGAAAUUAUAUAUUUACAAAUUAUUUGCAAUGGUUCCACCACAAAUCUUGUCAAAGUUCUGUAAUGCCAUUUAGAGAUUCUAUCUGUGUUUUACCGUCACCAGAAUUUUCAUUUUAAGCAUUUUCAAUAAAUUACGAAAACAUCUUCACCUCCCAAAAUUAAAAUCAAUGUCAACAUUACCAUGGUAAUCAAUGACUAACCUGA